Messenger RNA from Physella acuta, 2001 nucleotides. RefSeq lists its product as uncharacterized. Lineage: Eukaryota; Metazoa; Mollusca; Gastropoda; Physidae. Gene Ontology annotation, molecular function: DNA binding. Gene Ontology annotation, cellular component: nucleus. The record is from RefSeq and is a predicted model, not a curated record. Gene Ontology annotation, biological process: regulation of transcription by RNA polymerase II.
ACGUAAGCGGUAAGGCUCUGUCAACAUGGUUGACUGUGGCAGCCCUCGGUGCGCCCAAGAGAGACGUUCGUUUCGCAGAGAGCUCCAGUGUCUGAGUAAGAAGCUGCCUCUUGUGCUGGGGCUGGAGAGAAUAGCAGCUGAGUUUGUUGAUGAAGACACAGCCAAAAGUUUCCUAGACCCUUACCCAGAUUGGGAGAAGGACAUAAGCCAGGAUUUUGAACCAUCUAAAAGGUGUUUUCAUUGUGAGAAAAAAUUGCCUAAUAUUUAUAAGCGGAUACAACGGAUUAUAGAUGAUGCUAAAAAAGGAAAAGAAAAUAGUGGUAAAAUAUGCUUAAGGUCGCUGCAAGAUUUAAUGCCCUUCUGCAUUGACUUCUACACACAUGGCUUUGGACGUGAGCUGUUCAGUGAUGUGGUGAAGGCUCACUUUCUGACAGCUGUGUCUGACAUGAAGGAGGAGACAGAGGCCACACCCCCUAAUGAUCUGCUGGCCAGGCUCAGGGUGCCUCAUUUAACAGGGAGAUCCAAUAGAAGACAAGACUCAGCUAGGUCGACCUACACGGACGAGGACCUACAGUCUGCUGUGUCUGACAUUGCCAGCGGCAGGCUGGGCACCAGAAGAGCCUCAAUGAUUUAUGGGAUACCACGCUCCACUCUGAGAAGUAAAAUAGUCAAAUGUGAAGCAGACACUGGCAGGGAUGAGUUUGUUGAUGAGAGGCCACAACUGGUGGAGCCUGGUCUCUUUGGUCUGUGUGAGUCCAUGCUAGCUCCCAUGUCCUUCCUGCCUGCCUAUCCCAUGGCCAUCAAGCUGGAGCAGGAAGAUGCCAGCCUGCUGGUGGAACACAGGCUUAGCCAGAUCAGAAGGAUGCACAACUUGAAUGGCUUGAGCCAUCCCAGGCCUGCCCAUGCCAAUCACUUAAAACUUCCACUCCUAGUCAACGUUGUUCGCAAGCUGGUCAAUCAAAAGCUGCAGGAAAUCAAGCAGAACUAUGGCUUAAAGAACUCUUUUGAGGCCAAAGUUAAACCAACUCAGGAGAGUGAAUUCAGUCCCUUUGCACAGUUCCUGCCAGCUUUCUCUCCCUUCCUUUCAGUUAGCAGCAAUGAUGAGAACUUGACAGCGCCAAUGUACAAGCACAUCAUGGAGAGUAUCUACAGCAACAUGAUGAAGGAGGAGAACCCAGUACCCAAACCCUUUGGUAAAGUCAACGAGAGCAGCCGCAUUGGUGACACACUGAAAGAUAUUAUUGCCAAAACUAUCUCAGAAAAGAUGAGAUUCAGAGAUGGAAGUUCAGAUGAGAGUUCCCUUCAGUCCAACCCUGAAGUCUGCAAAAGUCUGCUAGGCAAGUCUGUAGAGAGUUCCCAAAGAAAGGCCGUCAAGUUGUCUGGUUGCUCCCCCCCAAAAUGUAAGAAGAAAGAUGCUGGUAAAGCCGGCAGCUCUGGGGAGUCAGGCAAGAAGACCCGGCCCAAGCGGGGUCAAUACCGCAAGUACAACUCUCAGCUUUUGAUGGAUGCGGUCAAGGCCGUCCAGCGGGGGGAGAUGAGUGUCCACAGGGCAGGCAGCUACUUUGGUGUGCCCCACUCCACUCUGGAAUAUAAGGUCAAAGAGAGGCAUUUGUUGAGGCAGAAGAAAUGCCGAGACUCCCAGUCCCCUUCCAGCUCUAAGGAAGACGCCCCCAGUGCCUGCAGCCCCACGAUGGAGGAGGACAGCAAGCCACUGAACGGCUCAGCUUCUCCCCUACCAGUGCAACUGAAAACUCCCUCAACAUCCAAGUGUGGGCUCUCCCCCACAGCUCCGUGUGCCUUAGGUGUGCCAACCCCGCCCGAUGGCCUGGCCUGGUUCCAGCCUUACAUGACGUCCCCACAGCUGGAGGUCCAGCCAGCUCUGAGCACCUCAGCAUCAGAGCUGUUGAUCCAGCUCCAGCACAAGGUCCAGGCCAAGUGUGGCUCAGGCUGUUGAUCCAGCUCCAGCACAAGGUCCAGGCCAAGUGUGGCUCAGGCUGUUGA